AUGGAUGACACUCUUUUCUUUUCCGAACUUUCAAGUUCUCUCUACGCCGACUGUGACGACGAGGAGUCACAACGUCUGUUCGAGGCAUUUCUCAAUUUUGGGGAUGAUUCUGGGUUAGAAUUUGAGGAAGUGGCUGGGGCGCCCCUGCCUGUCUCGCCCUCAAAAGCAGUCCAGCCUACAUGCUCAUCACCGCCACCGACUGGACCAGCGCCCAUGAUCGUUGACACAAGUCUUUCUUCUGGCGGCAGCUCUACCCAGCAGCAAACCCCCCCAACACCGCCAACUGCAUUGCCGCAGGUCCCGGUAACUUACAACAUCAUCGAGGUCUGGCCUGGAGUCUACGCUCAGGUCUUGCAGGCAUAUACGAUGACGCCAGUCACCAUGGGUCAUCCAGCACAGGGCCCAUUUGGGGUACCUGCAUUUGCGCCAUGGCCUAUGCAUUCAUACAUAUCGCAUCCAUCUCAGUCAUCAAUACCGGAAUAUCCGAUUCAGAGUAUGCCACCGCAACAUCCGUUUCAUUUUGGUAUGAACACUACAGCUUUACCUCAGACUGCAUCUCAGCGCGCACCUGCAUCUAACAAGCGGGCAUUUGAGUUCGUGGAGCCAACGGUUCCUGAAAAGUUCGUCGCCAACCCUAACAACCAUGGCCGAUGGGAAAUCGAUAGCGUCGGGAAUAGAAAGUAUUUGAAUGCGCCAAAGGUCAAGAGACCACGCGUUAGUGGAAACUGA
This is a messenger RNA of Penicillium cinerascens, 729 nucleotides long. RefSeq lists its product as uncharacterized. The transcript has a single exon. The record is from RefSeq and is a predicted model, not a curated record. Lineage: Eukaryota; Fungi; Ascomycota; Eurotiomycetes; Eurotiales; Aspergillaceae. Bases 1 to 729 code for a protein of 242 amino acids.